Molecule: messenger RNA, 1537 nt
Organism: Carica papaya (papaya)
Lineage: Eukaryota; Viridiplantae; Streptophyta; Magnoliopsida; Brassicales; Caricaceae
Product: AGC (cAMP-dependent, cGMP-dependent and protein kinase C) kinase family protein
Biological process (GO): protein phosphorylation
Molecular function (GO): protein kinase activity; ATP binding
Source: RefSeq, a predicted model, not a curated record
UUCAUCGGCAAGAAAAACAGGGAAAUCGUCCUCUUCCUUAUAAGGCGCUAAACAAACAACUAACAACAACAGCAGCAAUAAACAACAAAAGACACCCCACACUCUCCCAACCUCCAGGUUUCACCUGACGCCAGACGGUGAUCUUCUGGAUGAUAAUUUCUCAUCCUGCCAUGAGCGACCAUGAGCUGCUCUGUGGAUCCCCGCUGCACACGGUGCCUACUCUGGAUUUCGAUCGGCUUAUGGUGGUUUCGGCGCUAGGGCGUGGCGCCAAGGGCGUGGUGUUUUUGGUCAGAGAGGAGGAGGAGGAGGAGGAAUCUGCAGGGGAGCUGCUCGCUUUGAAGGUUAUACUCAGAGAUUCCAUCGAGAAGAAGAAGCACCACGAUGGAAAAGAUGGAAAUGAGUACAAGAGGGUUAUUUUCGAGCAGCAGGUCUUGAAGCGUUUCGAUCACGCGUUAUUACCGCGACUUAGAGGAGUCUUGGCUACUGAAAAGGUUGUGGGAUAUGCCAUUGAUUAUUGCCCAGGGCGUGACCUUAAUUUUCUCAGGAAAAAGCAGACCGAGAAAAUGUUUUCUGAUGAUAUUAUUAGGUUUUAUGCGGCUGAAUUAGUUCUCGCAAUGGAGUACUUGCACAAUCAAGGGAUCGUGUACAGAGAUUUAAAGCCCGAAAACAUAAUGAUUCAAGAGAAUGGCCAUAUAAUGCUCGUCGAUUUCGACCUCUCCACAAAGCUCUCUCCUAGAUCUGCCCAAUCAUCGCCAUCUCCCAUUUCGAUCCAGAAAAGUGAAUCAGUGAGGAAGAAACGGUUCUCGCUAUUCCAAAGGUGGUGCAACUCCGGAAUCUUGCCGGACGACUCUGCCCCUCAUCCUGAAUCGUCAUCCGAGACAGAGACGGACUCAUCGGAGAAAUCCAACUCGUUCGUCGGAACGGAGGAGUACGUGGCACCGGAAAUCAUAUCCGGCGACGGCCACGAUUUCGAAGUGGACUGGUGGUCCCUAGGGGUGGUUCUAUACGAGAUGCUGUACGGGAGGACACCGUUCAAGGGUCCGACCAGGAAGGAAACGUUCUACCGGAUCCUGAUGAAGACGCCGGACCUAGUGGGUGAAAAGACGGCGUUGAGGGACUUGAUCGGAAAGCUCUUGGAAAAGAACCCAAAGCAGAGGAUCACAGUGGAGGGAAUCAAGAGCCAUAGUUUCUUCAGCGGGGUUGAUUGGGAGAUGGUGUUGCAGUUAUCUAGGACACCAUAUAUUCCUUGCCAGGAGGGUUUGAAUGGAAGUGAGAAGGAAGGAAUUAAAAGAGAUGAUGUAGAAAUGUUCGUGGAAAAAAUAUUUGGGAGUGAAGACGGUAAAGUCGAGGGGGUUGAUGACAAUGGGAACUGGGUAAAAGGAGUUAACAAUGAAUCAUGUGAAGUUAGUAAUUUUUUGGUUUUUUAAAAAUUUAAAUUUAUAAAAUAUAUAUAUAUAUAUAUAUUUGUAUAUAGGUAAAUAAAAUUACCUUGUUUUUUAACUGAGGUAAAUAAAAUACGUAAAAUGAGCUGGUCGAA